AUGGGGCCCCUGGGCAAUAGGGGAUCAUGGGGCCCCUAUAUCCUUGCCCACACUUAAAGCACACCCAAAAAAGCCUAUAAAAAAGGUACCAGGGGCAUUUCAUGGGGCCCCCUACUGACCCCGGGCCCUCAGGUAGAUCUCUAGUGCCUGAAUGGUCAAUGGAUAACCUACAAAUCUUUUGACAACACCAGGGGUGGACUGACAACCCAUGGGGCCCCCGGGCAAUAGGGGAUCAUGGGGCCCCUGUGUCCUUGCCCAAACCAAAAAAGCCUAUGAAAAAGGUAGCAGGGGCAUCUCAUGGGGCCCCCUACUGACCCCCUGGGCCCUCGGGCAGUGCCCAGAGUUUCCAAAUGGUCAGUCCGCCCCUGGACAACACCAU
Messenger RNA from Staurois parvus, 379 nucleotides. NCBI's taxonomy places the organism in Eukaryota, Metazoa, Chordata, Amphibia, Anura, Ranidae. The record is from the annotation of a GenBank genome assembly.